This is a messenger RNA of Corythoichthys intestinalis (scribbled pipefish), 3680 nucleotides long. RefSeq names its product UDP-glucuronosyltransferase 2B20-like. The record is from RefSeq and is a predicted model, not a curated record. The coding region runs from base 43 to 1641 and encodes 532 amino acids. The transcript has 2 exons. NCBI's taxonomy places the organism in Eukaryota, Metazoa, Chordata, Actinopteri, Syngnathiformes, Syngnathidae. Gene Ontology annotation, molecular function: UDP-glycosyltransferase activity.
ACUCUGGAUCUUCUCUCUUGGAGUGCUGAGAAGAACUCAGCAAUGGCAGCAUGUUACAGCCUGCCGCUCCUGCUGGUGUUCUUUGCGACAUGUUGGGCGGGAAAAAUUCUGGUUUACCCCUUUGAAGGAAGCCAUUGGCUCAACAUGAAAAUCCUGCUGGAGGCCCUUCACGCUCAAGGCCACCAAAUCACAGUGCUACGAACAUCCACCAGCUGGUACGUAUCGGAGAACUCGCCCUUCUAUAGCUCCAUCACUAUCGUGCAGGAGGAGUCCAUGAGUAUCGAGAGCCAGAACUACAUGACCGCCUUCUUGGAGAGGUCCAUCCAGAUCCAGAGGCACAAAGGCUCGCUGUGGGCCUUCGUUGAGUUCUACAGGAACCUUUUCAGUUUUCUUAGGGACAGCCAGGUGGUCGUGGCCAACAUGGUGGUCAGCAUAUUCGAAAAUCAAACUCUAAUCAAGGAACUGAAAGAAAGCAGAUAUGAUGUUUUCUUGAUCGAUCCGGCCGUUCCAGGUGGAGUACUGCUGGCUCAUUAUCUGGGCCUCCCGACGGUCUUCAACGUGCGCUUGCAUUUUAGAGGGGAGGCACAUUUUUUAAUCGCGCCGUCACCUUUGUCCUACGUCCCUCAACUCUUCUCCCAAUACUCGGACAAGAUGGACUUCUCCCAAAGGCUGAAGAACAUCAUCUACCACGUCGCGCUGCUUUACAUGUAUCACUUUGUGUCCAAUCCGCCUUACCAGGCUGUGUGCGAUCGCUACUUCGGCAGCGACGUCAGCGCCACGUCUCUCAUGCAGGGAGCCGAUCUCUGGCUGGUAAGGGUGGACUUUACCUUCGAGCUCCCUCGUCCCACCAUGCCCAACGUGGUCUACAUCGGAGGGUUUCAGGGGAAGCCCUCAAAGCCUCUCCCGGCGGAUUUGGAGGACUUUGUGCAGAGUUCCGGAGAACACGGAGUGGUGGUCAUGACUUUAGGAACGCUGUUAGGCGACCUCGGACCGGAGAUCUCCCAGAUCAUUGCUUCUGCUUUUGCUAGGAUCCCUCAAAAAGUCGUGUGGAGACAUAUUGGGAAGCGACCAGCCACUCUGGGGAACAACACUCUAUUAGUGGACUGGUUGCCCCAGAACGACCUCUUAGGUCAUCCAAAGACCAAAGUCUUUGUAACACAUGGAGGCACCAAUGGUAUCUACGAGGCCAUCUAUCACGGGGUCCCCAUUUUGGGCAUCCCGCUCAUCUUUGAUCAGCAUGACAACAUGGUGCGAGUAAAGGCACGUGGCAGUGGCGACUUUGUUGACGUGACAGCGCUAGACGUGGAAUCUUUCACCGCUUCGCUCAGGAAUAUUCUGGAUCCCCAGAAACCGUACAAGCAGAACAUGAUGAAACUUUCCCAACUUCACCACGACCAGCCUAUGAAACCCCUCGACACUGCCAUCUUCUGGGUAGAGUACGUCAUGAGGCAUGGAGGUGCAGCACAUCUGCGCACAGAGUCAUAUAAGUUGCCGUGGUACGCCUAUCACUCUCUGGAUGUAAUUGCUUUCCUUGCGCUUGUCUGUUUUCUGGUCAUCGCUUUCAUUUGGCUUUCCUGUAGAUGUCUCUGUAGGUUCCUAAUGAAGGCUAAACAUUACAAAUUCAAAUCUAAGUGUGAGUAGAAUCAUUGUUUUUGCCCUGUUUGCCGUUUGCAGAAGGAACCUGUUAACUCUUUAAUCAUCACUCUGUUAACUCUUUAAUCAUCAAAGUUCUAUGUGUGUUUGUUUUCUGUUAGGAAAAUUGUACAAAGAGUUAACUAAUUUUAUGCUUUAAUUACAUUGUUCUGAUUUGAUGUUUCCUUCUACAUUAAUGUCACAUGAAAAUGUUCAAAGGAUCGUUGUAUGUGGCUCAGUUCUUGUACUUUUGAACGGACUGUAUGUGAUCUACUGUGAUUACAAAGUGGUUGCAUAGACUUCACUAUCGGUUGACAGGACACGGGGCUCAGGGCCGAUCCGUAGAGAGCAGUGUUGUUAAAGUGAUCCUCUAACUUAAAUACAUUUAGGCUCUAAUAAACCACAAUUGUUCUCUUGUACUAAAAUAUGUUGUUAGAAAUAGGGAUGGGAAUUGAUACGAUUUUUACGAUUCCGAUUCCAUUAUCGAUAUAGACCCUACCCACGUGACGUCACAACUCCUUCCUCCUGACUGGUGCCGCCCAAUUGUCCGUCAACACAUCAUGUUUACCUGUUACGGCUACGUACAUUCCUCCUAUUUACGACGUGCUUUCUGCUCGUUAACAUUAAUAAUCAAAAUGGUGAAGGCGUGUGUGGCGGUCGGUUGCAAUAACAGAGAAGAUAGACGGAGAAGACGGAGAGACUUGAAGUUCUACCGGAUUCCGAGAGACCCGGAGAGAAGAGAGCGAGAUGGGCUGCUGCAAUUCGACGAGAAAACUGGGCUCCAAACGAUUACCACAGAUUAUGUAGUAGUCAUUUUAUAUCUGGUAAGAUGCAUUUAAUAUAUAUUUAGAGGGUUUUGGGCUGACAACCACAAUUAAGAUCAUUGCUAGGCUAAUCGCCGACAACAUACACGUAUGUAUGUAGUGAGAGUGCUAUCGCUAAACCAUAUAAACAUUAAAAGCCCUAACUCCAUUAACAAACGACAUGAAAUACAUUAGACUUGACAGUGGAUGUUAGCAAUAACAAAAGAUUUUGAAUUGAAAAUUUCGUAACUCACCUUUCCAAGCACAAGAUAGAUUCCUGCCGAAUUUUCGUGGACGAGGACCUGUUUUACCCAACCAGCAACGAAGUAUUUAUAAGCCUCCAAGCUCUUAAAGUUUUUCAAACUUUCGUGAGAAUAGGCUGAUUUUGUGUGGACAAGAUAGUUGUACAUAUCAGGGUAGCUAGCAGAUGUCAGGCAAAUACGGCGGAGACAGCGGGUCGAAAAACAUCGAUUUAGGCAUCAAAUAUGGAUCUGGCGAAUGGAUAAACUGAAGCUUUUCCACAUAACGCCUUUUAUGCAACGCAUCAAGUGAGUUUACGGCAUCCGAAAGCACCGGGUCUUCCAUGAAAUGCAUUAUAAAUUGCUCGAUCAAUUGAGACCAUUGAUAAUACAGACACAAAAUGACGGACAAGGGGGCGGAACCAUACAGCGAGCACGUGAUUUUGUGACGUCGGUGGGUAGGGUCUAUUGUUUAACGAUUCGAUUCUUUAUCGAUUCUCUUAUCGAUUCUAAUUUCGGAAAAAAGAAGAACAAACAUUUUGAUUGGCAUCAAGUUUGUUUAAUCAGAAGUCACAACCUUACAAACUCACAACAAGGUCAAAAGAGGCCCAAAGCCUCAAUGUUAACUGUGGCAAUAAGUGGCAAAUGCACAAGAAUGGGUAACAUUUUACUGAAACAUUUUUCUAAUAGAAAUAAAAAAUAUUGGUAUAUUUUGGCAUAUAGGUCGUUGUUCUGCCUUUGGCAAUGUCCCCAAACUUUUUCCUGUGAGGGCCAAAUAACUUUUCCCUUCUCUGAUAAGAGGCCGGGGUCAGUUUGUAAUAGAAAAAGUGUGACAAUUGCAGGAGUGCGCAAAUGUAAAAAAAAUAUUAUUUUUCAGAAAGCCACAAUCAAAUAACCCUCUGUGGAUUCUUCACGGAACAAAAGUAAAUAAAAUAAAAAUAAUAAUAUAAUAAUAAAAAAUAAUAAUAGCACUAUUAAUUAAAUAGAUAAUAAUCAAAUAACCCUC